UUAUUCUGUCGGUUUUCGGGGAGCGACCGAUGAACUCUAUGAGGGAUCCUUUAAAUCUCGAGCACCACCCGCAGCACACGUUCACGGGGACUAAACUCGCUUCCGCCAUGGCGUCCGGUUUGCAGCCGCUGGUGCGAGCGGUGGACUCCGGCAAGCACCGAAUGGACGCGCACGCGGUGUCGGACACUUCCAGUCCGGAAGCCGGCGAGAAAGACAAGAGCCAGAGCAAGAACGACGACUCGUCGGACGACCCGUCCAAGAAGAAGAGGCAGCGGCGCCAGAGGACUCACUUCACCAGCCAGCAGCUGCAGGAGCUGGAGGCCACCUUCCAGCGGAACCGCUACCCGGACAUGAGCACGCGCGAGGAGAUCGCCGUGUGGACCAACCUCACCGAGGCCAGGGUUCGGGUUUGGUUCAAGAACCGUCGCGCCAAGUGGAGGAAGCGCGAGCGCAACCAGCAGGCCGAGCUGUGCAAGAACGGCUUCGGGCCGCAGUUCAACGGACUCAUGCAGCCCUACGACGACAUGUACCCGGGUUACACGUACAACAACUGGGCCGCCAAGGGCCUGACGUCGGCCUCGCUGUCCACCAAGAGCUUCCCCUUCUUCAACUCCAUGAACGUCAACCCGCUGUCGUCGCAGGCCAUGUUCUCGCCGCCCAACUCCAUCUCGUCCAUGACGUCCGGCAUGGUGCCGUCGGCCGUGGCCGGCUCCAGCCUCAACGGCCUCAACAACCUGAACAACCUCAGCGGGCCGUCGCUCAACUCGGCCGUGGCGGCGCCCGCCUGCCCCUACGCGCCGCCCACGCCGCCCUACGUCUACCGGGACACUUGCAACUCCAGCCUGGCCAGCCUGAGACUCAAAGCCAAGCAGCACUCCAGUUUCGGCUACGCCGGCGUGCAGAGCCCCGCCACGAACCUGAGCGCUUGCCAGUACGCCGUAGACAGGCCGGUGUGAGACCCCGACGCCGCCGCUGCGCACCCGACACUCGCCUCGCCCCAACUCACGCCCACCCGCCACAGAUUUAAACACACGCACACGCGCGCACACACACGCACACACACACACACACGCACACACCACCACUUUGAGCAUCGAGUUCCCCAGAAGGGGGUGUACAGAAAUGCAAAAAACAAACAAAAAAAAAAAGCCAAUCGUGGUGGUCAUUUUUCAUCCACAGGAACAACAGACUACUGUUACAAUUAUUAUUCUAUUCUUUUCUUCCAAAAAGGGCACUAAAAUCUGAACCACUGAAAAAGCAUUUUUUCUUUCUCCUUACGUUUUAUUCCCCUUUGUUGUCCCAAAAAAAAAAAAAAGGUUGUGUAUAUAUAUAUCCAAACAUCUCCAAAGCUAUGGGGUUCGAUUUAUUAACGCAUGCGUGCUAGGGACUAAAUAAGGAAUCAUGCAAACAAGAGUUUAAGAAAAAAAAGGGAAUGUAAAUAUUAAAACGCACCGCAGUGCUGUGUUUCUAACAUAAUAAUAAAAUUAUUAUUAUUAAUGUCUGUGUGAAUAUCGAUUUUAGACUAGCAACCCUAGAGGAAGAAGAAAACGCAUUAAAAUGUUCCUGUAAACUAUUUGGUACGGAGUUUUCCCCCUCUCUCAACAAAAAAAAAAUGUGUUUUAUUU
Syngnathoides biaculeatus (alligator pipefish) is the source of this 1625-nucleotide messenger RNA. RefSeq names its product paired-like homeodomain 2 (gene pitx2). Lineage: Eukaryota; Metazoa; Chordata; Actinopteri; Syngnathiformes; Syngnathidae. Gene Ontology annotation, molecular function: RNA polymerase II cis-regulatory region sequence-specific DNA binding; DNA-binding transcription factor activity, RNA polymerase II-specific. The transcript is spliced from 3 exons. Gene Ontology annotation, cellular component: nucleus. The coding region runs from base 30 to 956 and encodes 308 amino acids. The record is from RefSeq and is a predicted model, not a curated record. Gene Ontology annotation, biological process: anatomical structure morphogenesis; regulation of transcription by RNA polymerase II.